Molecule: messenger RNA, 1140 nt
Organism: Aureobasidium pullulans EXF-150
Lineage: Eukaryota; Fungi; Ascomycota; Dothideomycetes; Dothideales; Saccotheciaceae
Product: cyclin-domain-containing protein
Exons: 2
Coding region: 1-1140 (379 amino acids)
Biological process (GO): regulation of cyclin-dependent protein serine/threonine kinase activity
Cellular component (GO): cyclin-dependent protein kinase holoenzyme complex; nucleus
Molecular function (GO): protein kinase binding; cyclin-dependent protein serine/threonine kinase regulator activity
Source: RefSeq, a predicted model, not a curated record
AUGUCUGCCGAGUCGCCAGCGCCCUCGUCUACUAGACAGCGCCCCGCUUCACCCGCUCUACAACCUGCUGCAGGCCAGCGGACUCCUCUUAAUCUGGCAAACCCUCCCGCCUCGCUCACAGACCCCGCGCAACCAUCCUCCCCCGAGUCGUCGCCCACCGAAUCCGACUCCUCGUCCACUUUCUCCCCCCAGCGCAUUAAGCUUCGCGAUUUAAAGCACAUCCAGACUUUAGCAAAGGAUGAUAUGCAUCCUUUUGCUGAAGAUGGCAACAAAGUCGGUGACCAGGGUCCACAGUACGAAAUCAGUGGCAUGCCCAUUGAGAACAUCAUCGAGAUGGUCGCUGGUCUCCUGACCAAGAUUACCGCCACCAACGACAGGCAACACCAGCACCUGCACCGCCAGAUGACUCCCCCUGAGGGCGGUUCGUCUUCUAGCCGGUUGCAAUCGAACAGUGUGUUAGCUUUCCACGGCAAGAAUGUGCCCAGCAUAACCAUCCUGAGCUAUCUUCUUCGUAUCAACAAAUACUGUCCCACAAGCUACGAGGUGUUCCUCAGCCUUUUGGUCUAUUUCGACCGCAUGAUGGAGAAGGUCAAUGCAGGCGCCAUGCACAACCUACGUGAGAUGGACAAGCAUGAACGCGCUGUUGCUUCCGAACAAGAACUCAGGAGUCCUGCUUCUACCCAAUCUAUGGAGGGUGUGGCACCCCCUAGCCACGGCUAUGCGCAAACAGCAACCCCGCCGUUAUCUGGCGAGCUAGAAACACAAAACCAGGGCGCUGUACCUGGCACUCCUCACAGCAAAGCUCGCCAGCCGGACUCUCCAGCUGCCUCUACUCUGGACGCAGACACUCUAGAUCUCUCACACCUCUUCGUUGUUGAUAGCUUCAACAUUCAUCGACUGGUUAUUGCGGGUGUCACAUGCGCCAGCAAGUUCUUUUCUGAUAUAUUUUAUACCAACUCACGUUAUGCCAAGGUUGGUGGUCUUCCACUGCCAGAGCUCAAUCACCUUGAACUGCAGUUUUUACUUCUCAAUGACUUCCGUCUUUCUGUUCCUGUCGAGGAGAUUGAAGCAUAUGGAACCACCUUGGUCGAAUUCUAUGCUCGAGAAGUUCUGGCUCAAAAGGCAGACCAGGACGAUUAA